ACUAAAUUUUAUCUUUCGUGAAGAACUAUUUUAUAAUAAUAAAUACUUAAAACCCAUGCAUAUACCAAACAAUUUCUAAAUAUCCUUAACAAAAUUCGUAAUUUCAAUUUCAUAUCCCUCCAAAACAACCUCUCAUUUGUUUUAACUUCUUUUAUUUGAAAAUUGAAUCGUCACUUGUAGUCGCACCUCUUCGCAUCUCCCAAAAAUCCCUCCCUUUUUUAUUUGCAAAAAAUCUUGAACAAUUUUCACAACAACUUGUACCUUUUUCUUCCUAUCUCUCCCUCCUGCGCAGCCAAGAAAAAAAAAAAAGGAUUCAAUUUUUGCGUCACCCAUUAAUUGUUAAUGCAGUAUUAUACUUAAGUCUCUUGCAAAGUUUUCAAGAUUUGCCUGCUAUAACUAAGGUAAAUAUCACAUGCGGCACCGUGAAUUUAGCUAGGAUUUGGGUACUUCUACGCAGUUGCCAAAUGUCACAUUUUGUUGGUUUCUUUGGGCAGCUUAAGAAGAUGAUGUUGCUUUUUGUUGUUCAAGUUAGAAGUUUGAUUUGCUGAUAAAAGAAGGUUUAAUUUGAGUAAUUUUACAUUGAAUGUGAGAGUUUGUGAGAAAGUUCAGAAUAGAAAAGACAGACUGCUGUUGAAGACUUUUGGUAUUUUUGGGUUUACUAGAUUACAAGAUUUCAGGAAGGAUUGUGUUUAAGAUAGUUGAAAAAAUCGUAUAUAUAUAUAUAUAUACUGGAGGCAUUUGUCCGGUUGAUUCAUUGUUGGAAGCAGUUUUAGGUUCAAAUAGUAUAGUAAGGGUUUUCAAGGCUUUCUCUUAGAGAUAUUGUGAACCAAGGGCAGAAGUGCUUUGCAAAUGGGGCACUAUGCAGCAGUCUGGGAUCAUACAGCAGCAACUGAAGUAACAAAAGAUUGGAAUGGGAUUGAACAGGUUGUGCUUCGGAACCUUCAGGGUGCCUCUGCACGGGUUAGCUUGCAAGGAGGACAAGUUACUUCUUGGCGGAAUGACCGAGGGGAAGAGCUCCUAUUCAAUAGCAGUAAGAGCAUCUUCAAGUCUCCAAAAGCUACACGAGGAGGAAUCUCUGCUUGCUUUCCACAGGUACCUUUGAAUUAUGGAAAUGGUGGUUCACUUGAGCAACUUGGAUUCACAAGAAACAGAAUCUGGACCAUUGAGGAUGACCCUCCAUCUUUAUACUCAUAUGACCCACAAGGAAAAUCCUUCAUUGACUUGCUGCUCAAACCUUCAGAAGAUGAUCUGAAGUUCUGGCCCCACGGUUUUGAGUUCCGCCUCCGGGUUACGCUGGCAUCAGAUGGAAGCUUGUCCUUGAUAUCUCGUAUCAGAAACAUUAAUGGCAAACAAUUCAGCUUCUCAUUUGCUUAUCAUACAUACUUCUCUGUUUCCGACAUAAGUGAAAUAAGGAUUGAAGGUUUAGAAACACUGGACUAUCUGGACAACCUGUGUCAGAAAGAACGCUUUACAGAACAAGGAGAUGCCAUAACUUUUGAAUCUGAGAUGGACCGUGUCUACCUUAGUUCUCCAAAUCGCAUCGCUGUUCUUGAUCAUGAAAGGAAACGAACAUAUCUGAUAAGGAAGGAAGGAUUGCCAGAUACUGUGGUGUGGAAUCCAUGGGAGAAGAAAGCCAAAGCAAUGGCAGAUUUUGGCGACGAUGAGUAUAAGCAAAUGCUUUGUGUUGAUGGAGCAGCAAUAGAGAAACCCAUCACAUUGAAGCCAGGAGAGGAAUGGACCGGUCGUGUUGAGCUUGUGGCUGUACCAUCGAGUUUUUGUGAUCUUUGAUCCUUCUAAGUCUCAGGAGAAACAUUUUAGUAACGCUCAGCAGCUUACAGCUUAAUGAGGAACUUUAAACUCUAUACUAGGUUUAUUUGCUUGUUAAUGAUGAUGUUAUGAGGUGUUUAUACAUUAGAGCCACCAAAGCCUAUCGUUUUUUUAGAAUGGCUGCUUGGUGUUUUGUUUUUUGAUGAGUAAAGUUGUUUGCAUUGCAUUAGUAUUUCCAGGAUUGUGCAACUGGUUCUGUGUUGAUGAGUGAAUUUCAUUUUGGUGAAGAGAGGAUUAAACUA
Messenger RNA from Solanum dulcamara, 2069 nucleotides. RefSeq names its product putative glucose-6-phosphate 1-epimerase. NCBI's taxonomy places the organism in Eukaryota, Viridiplantae, Streptophyta, Magnoliopsida, Solanales, Solanaceae. The record is from RefSeq and is a predicted model, not a curated record. Gene Ontology annotation, molecular function: isomerase activity; carbohydrate binding. The transcript has 9 exons. Gene Ontology annotation, biological process: carbohydrate metabolic process. The coding region runs from base 850 to 1788 and encodes 312 amino acids.